Messenger RNA from Geodia barretti, 1026 nucleotides. NCBI's taxonomy places the organism in Eukaryota, Metazoa, Porifera, Demospongiae, Tetractinellida, Geodiidae. The record is from the annotation of a GenBank genome assembly.
AUGUCCCCGUCUCAUGUAGGUGAUUUAACUACACCACCAUCCAAACGGCCAUGCUACCCUUCUUUACCGCCAGUCCUCCUGCGCUAUGCCGAGUAUCUCAGGAGUGUGUAUGCCAAUGCUCCUCCUACCUAUCCCGAUAAACUAUCUCCCGAGGUGAACACGCCUUAUAUCAAGCUUGCUCUUGUAAAAGGCACUAAAGUAAGCAACCUCCAAGAUGCUAAUGAAUUAACACGUCUUACGCUUGAAGGUGACCUUGAUCUGAUAUUUCAACAUAAGGAAGAAAUCUCAAUGGAUAAGGUGUUUACGCUGGGCAAUGAUUCAAAAUUACGUCUCGUGAUAGUAGAAGGGGCACCUGGUAUUGGUAAGAGCACGUUUGUGUUGGAGCUCUGUAGACAGUGGCCUAAAAUGCUCUCACUCCAGCCCUUUUCCCUCGUGGUUCUUCUAAAGCUACGAGAUGAGGAAAUAAGGUUAGCUGAAGGAGUAGGGGACCUCCUUCCUUGGGAGGACCAUCGUACUGAUCAUGCCACUCUGGUCGAAGAGGUUAUGAAGAGACACGGGAAGGGUGUUCUGUUUUUGUUUGAUGGCUUUGAUGAAUUCCCAGCUCAUCUCCGACAGUCUCCUAGCGCUUCAUAUGUUAUGAAGGUGCUGACUGGAAAAGCUCUUCCACGUGCCACCGUUCUAGUCACAAGUCGGCCUUCAGCUAGAAUACAUCUCCAACCACUAAUGCUGUCGGAUAGCAUCAAACUGAUCGAGGUUGUUGGUUUUGGCGAGGAACAAAUACAGCAGUUUGCUGCCAAUGUCUUUGGUCCAGAGUCAGAGACCCUUGCCAGUUUCAAUGACUACUUGAAUGUCAACCCAGUCAUCAGGAGUAUGAUGUACAAUCCCUUGAACUGCUCCAUUAUAACUGAAGUUUAUAGUGAAACGUCGAGAUCAAAAAAGCCUGUUCCCCACACACAGACCCAGCUCUACACUGAGAUGGCCCUUUGGCGUCUGUCGAGGUACAUCUUGGUGUCGGGGACCAAUUAG